AUGCCUAUUUCUAAUUAUCCUUAUUAUUGUCAUGAGCAGAUCCAAAUACCACCAGCUCUUCCAGACAUUUUGAAGCAAUUCACCAAAGCAGCCAUCAGAACCCAACCUAAAGACGUUCUCAAGUGGUCUUAUGCAUAUUUUAAAGCAAUGGCACAAAGUGAAAUACCACCAGUUAAAGAAAGACUUGAGUUUCCAAUAAGUACGCAAAAAACGGACUCGGGUUUAACGCCGGGAAUUCUAAAAAUUCUAAAUAACCAGCUUGCAUCAAUGAAAAUCGUAUCGUUAUCCGUCAUUGAAGAAAAAUGGAAAGAUUUGUCGUUGCCAGUUGAAAGAUUUCAAGAAAUUUGUCGCAUAGGAAAUUUCGUAAAUAUCUGUGAAUGGAGGUGGUUUUUAGCACUUGCUGCUUCUGACUUAUGUGCCACAUUAUCAGAAACCUUGAAAUUGAUAUGUGAACUUUUAACGGCAGAUCCUGAAGGUGGGGCAGCUAGAUUACCAUUUGAACAAUGGUUAGAAUUCUAUCGUUAUCUUGCAAAAAUCGAUGAUAUACCAGACGAACAUAUUAAUAAAGUAUUAGCCCAUUUAAGUUUUGAUAUUGCAACUCAAAAUGGUGCAAUUGCACCUCGUAAUUUUAUGCAUAAAAAUUGUCCAAAAUUAAAUCCAAGCGAAGGAGUAAAUGUACUCGCUUUUACAGAAUCAACCGUUGAAGACUAA
Molecule: messenger RNA, 711 nt
Organism: Schistosoma rodhaini
Lineage: Eukaryota; Metazoa; Platyhelminthes; Trematoda; Strigeidida; Schistosomatidae
Source: the annotation of a GenBank genome assembly